Molecule: messenger RNA, 416 nt
Organism: Meloidogyne enterolobii
Lineage: Eukaryota; Metazoa; Nematoda; Chromadorea; Rhabditida; Meloidogynidae
Source: the annotation of a GenBank genome assembly
AUGGGACCUACAGCAACUAUCUUCUUUGGACUUUUAAUUUUGGGUAUUGGAAGGACUAUGCCUUUCUCUUUGGGAUUGCCUUUAAUUGACGAUAAUGUUAAAAAAACAAAUUUACCUUUAUAUUUUGCGGGAAUGUUUUGUAUUCGUAUAAUGGGCCCAAUGUUGGGAUUUUGGAUGGGCUCUGUUUUUAAUAAAUUAUAUUAUGAUGGAGAAGCACCUCAUGGAAUUACUCCAAGGGACCCAAUGUGGAUUGGUGAGGAUAUUUGUUUUAAAUUGUUGAAAUAAUUAUUAGAAAUUAAAAGAUUAAGAAAAUUCUUGAACAAAACUAAGAUCUUUUGACCUAAAACGCGCGGGGCGCUUGUGUCGGGGUACGGGGUUUUCGAAUUGUUUCGGGGCGGGGUUCGGGUCGGAGGGGG